This is a messenger RNA of Macadamia integrifolia, 1352 nucleotides long. RefSeq lists its product as uncharacterized. Gene Ontology annotation, molecular function: metal ion binding. Bases 235 to 972 code for a protein of 245 amino acids. The transcript has 3 exons. The record is from RefSeq and is a predicted model, not a curated record. Gene Ontology annotation, cellular component: cytosol; nucleus. Lineage: Eukaryota; Viridiplantae; Streptophyta; Magnoliopsida; Proteales; Proteaceae. Gene Ontology annotation, biological process: protein histidyl modification to diphthamide; tRNA wobble uridine modification.
ACCGCAACAGGGCAACACGAUUACGCGAUCGGUAACCUUAAGUAUUUAGAUUCAAAUCCAACGGUUUCCGUUCCUACCAAGGUUGGUUUUAAACUUUUAGUAUCAGCAGGUAAAGCAGAAAAGCUUGAAGGACACAAUUCUUGUUCAGAACCUGCUUCUCUUGGACUCGGAGGAAGAACUAACAAGAAAGGAGGAACUGAGGUUGCAAGCUUCUUCUCCUGGACGAAGCCUUUGAUGAUGGAGAUGAAGUUGAAGAUGGAGAUGGUGACGAUCUUCAUUGCUAUAGUGUUGACGGUGGAGGUAUUGGUAGAUGCGGCCAAUACGAAUCAUGUCUAUGAGCCUUGUUUGGACACGACGGUACAGACAGGGGAUGGUUUCACUUUCGGGAUCGCAUUUGCUUCGAGGACUUCCUUCUUCUAUAACCACUCUCAACUCUCUCCCUGUGACCGACGCCUUAGCCUCUCUUCAGCCAACUCUGAACUAGCACUUUUCAGGCCCAAGGUCGAUGAGAUCUCUCUACUCACAAUCAACACCACCAGCAACUUCUUCCCGGCUAGUUAUGGCGGGUACAUGGUGGCAUUUGCGGGUCGGAAGUAUGCGGCAAGGUCAACCCCUGUUUUUGUUGCAAACAGUACCUAUAUUGUUACCAGCUUUACUCUGGUUCUUGAAUAUAAAAAAGGUCGGCUGCAGAACUUCUACUGGAAGAAUGAUGGAUGCUCUUCAUGCUCAGGGAAGUCUAGUUUCGUGUGCCUGAACAAACGGGCUUGUGCAAUCAGUACUUCUCACUGUAAAGGACAAGGGGGCUCUGUAGAUUGUAGCCUUGGAAUACAAUUGGCAUUCUCAGGCACGGAUAAGCAUUAUGUUGCACUCAACUCAUGGUAUGAAGUGGAAAACUUGCGGCAGUACUCCCUCUAUGGCCUGUAUUCGAACCUCAAGAAUUCUCUUACCAGCCAGUAUAACAAUUUCUUCUGAUUGUUGGUUUUUGUGUGCCCUGGUUUUGCCAAUGGGUGAUGGUGCUCGUUUUUUCGUGGUCUGCUUGGAGCAUGGAACUUGUAGCAUCGUAAAGUAUUGUAUCUCUUACCUUUUUUUUUUUUUUUUUUUUUUUUUUUUUUGAAGUUUUUGAGGUGUUCACUGUUCUGUAUUUCAUACUUCUUACCUCUCCUAUUUGUUGUGCUGAAAGAUUCUGUAAAUUUGUACUACAUGAUCUCUCCCACCGCCCCCCCCUCCCCCCCCAAUUCUCUUGACUGCAGUGGAUCUCAGAAUUAUUGUGAUUAGUAGACUUUGUAUUGAAUGCCCUGGAUCUUUUAUGGGCUGCUAAUGUUUUACCUCCCUCUGCCGUGUUUAAAAACUCA